AAAAAAAAAAAAAAAAAAAAAUAUGGUUACCUUGGUAACAGAGUCGGUCCAUUCUGAGACGGAACCUAAGAAAGUGCCUGCACCUAUCCCUGCUGUCAACGUAUGGCAAGUCAACAAGUUGAACACCCCUCAGACAAGUGUGGUGAAUGAUGAUGCAUGGCCUGCUCCAGUAGAAGCACUCAAACAACAAGAAGUGGUUCCUGAAAAAUCAAUAUCAACAAAAUCAAUUAGUAAAGGACAAUGGAAACCACUCACGCCUACCAUCAUUCAUUCAAGUCUUCCCAAACGUGAUAAAAAUGAUAAAAAGUUAAGACAACAGGAUCGGAAGGACGUGUCACAGGACAAGAACGAAAAUUCCGUGCCUGAUAUUCAAUUUAAUCGCUCAUAUGCACUUCGUGGUGGCAGUAGGCGACCUGGCCGAGGAAGAGGUCGUGCAGAUAUAGGCUUCAGACGGUCCUUUAAGCCUUAUCAAGACGCAGACACGCUCAAAUCAUACAUCUUGCAGCAAAUCGAAUACUACUUUAGCAUUGACAACCUUUGUAAAGAUUUGUAUUUAAGGAACCAAAUGAAUACUGAGGGUUAUGUACCCAUCAGCUUGGUCGCUGGUUUCAACAGAAUAAAAAACCUAACAGUCGACAUGGACUUGGUCCGUGCUUCCUUACAGCUUUCAGAAUUGUUGGAAAUGAAUCAAGAUGCUACCAUGUUGCGUAGAAAAGAAGGCUGGGAGAUGUGGAUUCUACCUGAAAAGAAAACGACAAAGGCACAAAGCAAUCCUCAACCUGAGGUACGUAGAAAAUCCAUCCAACCUGAGGCACGUAGAAAGUCAAUCCAAGAAAAGCCUCAGAAAGAGGACCAUGAAGAAGACCUGUUUGACUUUGAAGACGAAGAGUGGAUUGAUGGCAGCAGACCCAACACGAUUAAAAAGUACUACAUCUCUGACGAGGAGGAAGAGGACGAUGAAUUUGAUGAUGAUAAAGUAGCACGCAUCAUGAUUGUCACUCAGCACAAGAGAGAUCGCACACACCAGCAUUUUGACCGCGCAAAGAUGAACGAUGACAUACUGGACAUGAUCAAUGAGGGAUUGUAUCAGUAUGAAACCGGCGUUGGACGUAAAACCCAAGUUUCUCAGUCAAAGAUUGGAACACUGGACCCUGAACAUUUCAAAAAACAAAAAGAGGACGCUAAACCCACUCGCUUUUAUCCUGUUCAACCCGAGUCUCUUCCUGCCAAUGCCCCUAUUCAUAAAGAAGCUCAUGUCGGUUGGGUGUUGAGUGAUCAGCCUUACCAUCCUUCUGGCGAUGGUCUCUUGUCAACCAGUCUUGGAAAAUCACCUGCCCUGUCCACCUCCUUAGAAAGUAACAUGGCUCACUCCUUUGGAAGCUUCCAACACCCAAGCCAUGAGCUUUUACGCGAUAAAUUCGUUCAGCACAAAUACCACAAGUACCACGCUAAAGCAUUAAAGGAGCGCAAGCAGUUAGGUGUUGGCCAGUCGCAUGAAAUGAAUACCCUUUAUCGUUUCUGGUCGCACUUCUUGCGUGAUCACUUCAAUAACCGCAUGUAUAACGAAUUUAAGCGAUUGUCCAUUGAAGACGCCAACCAAGGCUAUCGUUAUGGCCUGGAAUGUUUGUUCCGUUUCUACUCUUAUGGACUUGAACGUCGUUAUCGUCCUGACGUAUUUCUUGAUUUCGAGCAACUUACCCUGGAAGACUAUGACCAUGGCUCUUUGUAUGGAUUAGAGAAAUUCUGGGCCUACAAUCAUUAUCGCAAAGAUAAGAAGAAGCUAAAAUUCAAUCCUCGUAUGAAGCAAUUAUUGGAGAAAUAUAAAACAAUCAAGGACUUUAGAAACUCAAGUAUCCUCCAGAAAACAGAAGGUGCUACUUACUCUGUUCCUCAUCAUCAAAAUCCAAAGAUCAAGAAAGAAAAGAAUUAAGACUUUAAAUAAAAAGAGAGAGAGAAGAAAGAAGGAGAGGGGGAAGUCAAGAGCUUGCUGAUUUGCAGCCACACAAUCUAUUU
Molecule: messenger RNA, 2013 nt
Organism: Rhizopus microsporus ATCC 52813
Lineage: Eukaryota; Fungi; Mucoromycota; Mucoromycetes; Mucorales; Rhizopodaceae
Exons: 4
Coding region: 23-1930 (635 amino acids)
Biological process (GO): positive regulation of translation; mRNA stabilization; RNA processing
Cellular component (GO): cytoplasmic stress granule; nucleus; cytosol
Molecular function (GO): RNA cap binding
Source: RefSeq, a predicted model, not a curated record